UCUUAACUGAUCACAUAUCUCCUCUGUUUCAUAGUUAAAAGGCUGGCUAGCCUAACUUUCCUUGCUCUUACCAAGUGUCCAACGAUGGGUUUCUCAAGAAAGUGUUUCUCAUGCACUUCUCUUCUUCUUCUUCUUCUUCUUCAUCUUCUUGUUACUCUUUUCUCUGUUUGUCAUGGUCAACUUGUGCCUGGUUUUUUCAUCUUUGGUGAUUCUGUUGUUGAUGUUGGUAACAACAAUAACCUUUACACUCUAGUCAAAGCUAACUUCCCUCCUUAUGGAAGAGAUUACACUUCUCACUCCCCAACCGGAAGGUUUUGCAACGGAAAGCUGGCCACUGACUUCACUGCUGAAAACCUUGGUUUCACUUCAUACCCACCUGCUUAUCUUAGUGCUGAAGCCAAAGGAAAACAUCUUUUGAAAGGAGCCAACUUUGCUUCUGGUGCUUCUGGUUAUUUUGAUGGAACUGCACAAUUAUAUCGUGCAAUUUCAUUGACACAACAGUUACAGUAUUACAAGGAGUAUCAAGGAAAAUUGGUAAAGAUUGCAGGGCAAGCUAAAACCACUUCAAUAAUCUCUGGUUCAAUCUACUUGAUAAGUGCUGGUAGUAGUGACUUUGUUCAGAACUACUACAUCAAUCCGGCUCUGUACCAAACUUAUACACCUGAUCAGUUCUCAGCUGAACUCCAAAAAAAUGUUUAUACCUUUAUUCAGAAUCUAUAUGCAUUAGGAGCAAGGAGAAUUGGAGUAACAUCAUUACCACCGAUUGGAUGUUUGCCAGCAGCAAUUACUUUGUUUGGUUCCGGGAAUAAUCAGUGUGUGGAUAGGAUGAACCAAGAUGCAGUUUCAUUCAAUAGCAAGCUCAAGAACACUGUUGAUGGUCUGCAAAAGAAGUUUUCUGGCCUUAAAAUGGUCACCUUUGAUAUCUACCAACCUCUUCUUGAUCUCGUCAGCAAACCAUCCGAGCAUGGGUUUUUCGAGACGAGGAAAGCAUGUUGUGGGACAGGAACGAUCGAGACGUCACUGUUAUGCAACGCAAGGACUGCUGGAACUUGUUCGAAUGCUACUGGGUAUGUGUUUUGGGAUGGAUUUCAUCCAUCAGAAGCUGCAAACAAGAUCUUAGCUGAUGAUCUUCUUACUCAAGGGAUCGACCUUAUCGGCUAAACUAUCGACUGAUUACACUCUGCUCUACUUAAUCAGUUGUAUUAUCUUUUAAAUACGUUUACAAAUGGAUGUUUAAGCGUAGAUAAGUCUUAUUUUUAUUUUAAAUUGCUGGUUGUAGUUGUAGCUUGGCAGUUAAACUGAGCAAGUUGUUGAAUGGGGUUCUAUUAGGA
Messenger RNA from Papaver somniferum (opium poppy), 1331 nucleotides. Its product is annotated as GDSL esterase/lipase At5g03810-like. Lineage: Eukaryota; Viridiplantae; Streptophyta; Magnoliopsida; Ranunculales; Papaveraceae. The record is from RefSeq and is a predicted model, not a curated record. Gene Ontology annotation, molecular function: hydrolase activity, acting on ester bonds. The coding region runs from base 85 to 1161 and encodes 358 amino acids. The transcript is spliced from 5 exons.